GGUCUUUCAUCAAUGCCUCAAUGGAAAGCCUUCGUCAGUCAGCGUCUACGAUGGUCCAGCCCUCUCACUCAGGCCCUCACCCUGUCUGUCAUCACGUUCUGCGUCGUCCUUCCUUUGUGCUGCCAUCGCCUGCUGUACUCCUACUACUUCGGGAAGUCCAUGUACCUGGAUGCAAAGAGCGAGAGCGCCCUGAAGGAGAGCCUUGAGCGAGGUCAGGAUGCUCUGCGCUUCUGGCAGAACCGCUCCGCCUCGGCGUCCUUCAGAUUCAGUGACGUUGCCCAGCAUCCUGAGCUGCUGGUUACCGUGGUGACAGCCAGGCGGUACGACGGGCAGGACUUCCACUACCUGCUCCAGGUGAUGCGGCGGCUGAGCAGCAUUGUGCGGAGCUGUGGGGAGCGGCGAUGCGCCGAGGUGCUACUCUGUGACGUGGAAAGCAAUCCUUUGGAGAACCCAGACGCCAAGCUGCUGGAACCCCACUUUAAGGUGGUCCGGCCCGCAACUCAAGAGCGGCAGAACAACUGGGGGCAGAUCAACACCUUCGAGAGGGAGAAGCGAGAUUACGUCUUCUGUCUUCGCAAGGGAUUGGAGCUGGUUCAGCCCAAAAACAUGGUCGUUCUGGAGGAUGAUGCUCUGCCAAGAGAGGACUUCUUCUCGGUUGUUAAGGACCUGCUGGCUCGUCGUUUUGCUCUCCACACUCUUUACAUCAAGCUGUACCACCCUGAAAGGCUGCAGCGCUACUGGAAUCCCGAGCCGUACCGUAUCCUGGAGUGGAUUGGGCUCGGGCUGUUCGCAGCAACGAUGCUCCUCCUUACCUUCUCUUACUGGAAUCCCUGCUCCUUCUCCUUCAGGCCGUCAGUCAGCCACCUCCUCUUCUUCACUCUUUAUUUCAUGGCUGCUGCAGAGCUGAUGGGCAGGCACUAUCUUCUGGAGGCCCGGAGAAUCUCCCCACAGCUUUACGCCGUCUCCCCGGCCACCGAGUGUUGCACCCCAGCCAUGCUUUUUCCUGGCAAAGCAUCUCUUAGGGUGGCGGAAUAUCUGGAUGGUUCAUUCUGCUACAAAGGCAACGCAAAAGACAUUGUUCUGUACCAGAUGGCCAGGACUACUCCUGGAGAACGGUCCCACAGUGUGGAGCCCAACCUGGUCACCCACAUCGGAGCCUAUUCCUCAGUUAGACCCAACCGAUCCAGGCCCAGACUCCUCUGACACGAGGAACGCUUGUUUGCAGGCCAGGUUUGUGUCUUUCAGUUAGUCAGAAACUGUAAAACCACAGGAACUGGUUUACGUCUGAUGUCCCAUGCUGUCAAAGAUCAUGAAUGUCAAACACUUGUUGCAACAUGAUGCUCUUCACUGGACAGUAUCAGGGUUGCUCCUCAAAUUAUUGUGCUGGCAUGAAGUGACUUCUACUCUUGACACUCCCAAAAAAUCA
This is a messenger RNA of Nematolebias whitei (Rio pearlfish), 1426 nucleotides long. RefSeq names its product post-GPI attachment to proteins GalNAc transferase 4 (gene pgap4). Bases 13 to 1203 code for a protein of 396 amino acids. Gene Ontology annotation, cellular component: Golgi membrane. Gene Ontology annotation, molecular function: glycosyltransferase activity. The transcript has a single exon. Gene Ontology annotation, biological process: GPI anchor biosynthetic process. NCBI's taxonomy places the organism in Eukaryota, Metazoa, Chordata, Actinopteri, Cyprinodontiformes, Rivulidae. The record is from RefSeq and is a predicted model, not a curated record.